CAAUUCAUUGAAUUAUUGGCCAUAGGUUCGGGUGCUUUUGGGAAAGUAUUUAAAACAAAACAUAGAUUGGAUGAUAAAAUAUAUGCCGUUAAAAAAGUGAAAAUAACAGACUUUAGCGAUGAUAAAGUAAACCGAGUGUUCAAUGAAGUGAAAAUAAUGGCGAAACUGGACUCAAAAUUUGUGGUCACUUACUAUAACUCGUGGAGAGAAGGCAUCCAUUUAUACAUACAGAUGGAGUACUGUCCACAAAAUCUUAAAGCAGUUCUGGGAAACAAACCACAAGUAUUUGGCAGACAAUCACCGGCGGAACCGAUGACUGUCUUUGAGUAUUUCACAUCGUGUGAGAUAUUUCGGGAACUCUUGGAAUCACUGCAAUAUCUUCACCAACAAAACCCUCCUAUCAUUCAUCGGGAUAUAAAACCCGACAAUAUUUUAGUCUUAUGUAACACUAAUAAUGACGUGUUUUUAAAACUCGGUGACUUCGGUUUGGCCACAUGUCACGAUCGCUCAACUAUGACACAAUGUUUGGGAACCGUGGGAUAUAUGGCCCCAGAAGUUGGCCUAAGGCAAUAUAACUUUAAGGCAGAUGUUUAUAGUGUAGGUCGCAUUGCACUCGAAUUGUUUAACCUAGAUGAGUAUUUG
This is a messenger RNA of Medioppia subpectinata, 642 nucleotides long. Lineage: Eukaryota; Metazoa; Arthropoda; Arachnida; Sarcoptiformes; Oppiidae. The record is from the annotation of a GenBank genome assembly.